Hansenula anomala is the source of this 1577-nucleotide messenger RNA. RefSeq lists its product as uncharacterized. The transcript has a single exon. NCBI's taxonomy places the organism in Eukaryota, Fungi, Ascomycota, Saccharomycetes, Phaffomycetales, Wickerhamomycetaceae. The coding region runs from base 192 to 1577 and encodes 461 amino acids. The record is from RefSeq and is a predicted model, not a curated record. Gene Ontology annotation, cellular component: fungal-type vacuole membrane. Gene Ontology annotation, biological process: transmembrane transport. Gene Ontology annotation, molecular function: transmembrane transporter activity.
CACUUUUCAACGUUUCAUAAUUAGAAUGUAUCAUUGAAAGUUGUUGAAGCUAAGUUGUUCAAUUGAAAGAAUUAAAAUCGAAUACAUUCAAAAAGGCAAAAAAAACGUUUAACUCAACUUUAUUUUGACACAUUUAACGUGACUGGAAAUUUUCAUCAAACUGUUGAGAAAAACCAAGAUUCAGAGUAAAAAUGGGUUAUAUUACCAAGUUAUCAGAUGAGAUUGGGUUUUCCACUUUAGUGACAUCUGGUUCAGAUGUUUAUAUCAUUACAUUUCUUCGAAUGUUAAGAUUUUAUGGUUUUACUGGUAUUUCACUUGUUUUAGCACUUUUUUUAAAAGAAGAUGGUUAUAAUGAAAGAUAUAUUGGAUUAUUAAUGAGUUUAAUGUUUUUUGGUGAUUUAGUUACAUCUUUUUUAUUAUCUCUAGUUGCUGAUAAAGUUGGUAGAAAAGCCACCUAUGUUUUAUCUUCAUUAGUGAUGGCAAUUACUGGUGUUUGCUUUAUUUAUUUCCAUCAAAAUUAUAUUGUGAUUUUUUUGGUUUCAUUUAUUGGUAUCAUUACACCACAUGGAGGUGAAGUUGGACCUUUUAGAUCAGUUGAAGAAAGUGUUAUUGCUGAUUUAUGUGCUUAUGAGAAGAGAUCAGAUAUUUAUGCCUGGGGUUCAUUUUUAAGUAAUUUAGCAUCUGCUUUUGGUUCAGUUACAAUUGGGUCAUUAAUCACAUAUGCUCAAAAGGAAUAUGGUUAUUCUAAGAUUGAUUCAUAUUUGAUUAUCUUUUGGGUUUAUAUUGUGAUUUCAUUAUUGAUGGCUGUUUUAUCAUUAUUCCUUACCCAUAAAGUUGAGCUCAAUUAUCAUCAAAUCUCAAAUGGUGCAACUUCUACUACAGAUGCUCAAGUCAAUGUUGCAGCUAGUGGUGAAACAGCACCAUUAUUAGCGGCAUCAGCAGUUGUUCAACCUCAACAAAGAAAAUCAUUUUGGUCAAAAUUUGUUCCAAAUUUAUCUGGAGAAUCAGCUUCAGCAAUUGUUAUUAAAUUAACAUUGUUAUUUGCUUUAGAUGCUUUUGCUUCAUCAAUCAUUUCAUUUUCAUGGCAAUCAUAUUAUAUUUCAAGAAAGUUCAAUAUUAGUACUGAGGAUUUAGGUGGUGUUUUCUUUUGUACAAUGAUUAUUACAUCAAUCACAGCAUUGUUGAGUACAUCAUUUUCCAAGAGAUUAGGUCCAGUUGUCACUAUGGUUAGUACUCAUCUUCCAUCAUCCAUUGCACUUGCGUUGGUUCCUGCACCAAGUUCAUUAAAGGUUACUAUUGUUAUUUUGAUCAUUAGAGCCAUGACACAACAAAUGGAUGUUGCACCUAAAAAGGUGUUCUUGACCACUGUGAUUAAGCCAUCACAAAGAACUGCAAUCUUGGGAUGGGUUAAUGUUGUCAAGACACUAGCCCAGUUGGCAGGGCCUAGUAUCACUGGUGUGCUGACCAGUUUUGACUUGCAAUGGGUGUGUUUUGUCGUUGCAGGUACACUAAAGAGUGUGUAUGACCUGGGUAUCUGGGCCUCCUUCCUGGAGUACAACAGACACAAUGUUCAUUGA